Molecule: messenger RNA, 2019 nt
Organism: Sphaeramia orbicularis (orbiculate cardinalfish)
Lineage: Eukaryota; Metazoa; Chordata; Actinopteri; Kurtiformes; Apogonidae
Product: tubby-related protein 1-like
Exons: 13
Coding region: 149-1696 (515 amino acids)
Biological process (GO): protein localization to cilium
Cellular component (GO): cilium
Molecular function (GO): actin filament binding
Source: RefSeq, a predicted model, not a curated record
CAUAAAUCCUAUUAACAACUUUCUGCUGAUGGAGAUGCAGUGAGUGCAGGGCUUUCUCACUCUUUCAUUAUCUGCACUGAGAGGCCAGCUUUUUAUUUUCUAACCUCUUAAAAGAAGCAGUGGUAGAGUUGAAGUUGGAGGCUACACCAUGUCUGCAGAGAAGAAACCAAAAAAGAAAAAAGAGGAGGCAAAUGCCACAGAAACCAAGCUUAAUGGAAGUGAAGCCAAACCCAAAAAAACAAAGACCAAGAAGAAUGAAGAUGCGUCAGAAGACGACAUCCCUACCAUCCAAAACGGCAAGAAGGUGAAGAAAAAGAAAACAGAAAAGGAAGAACCAGAAAAGGAAAAAGAGAAAGAGCCAAAAAAGAAAAUCAAAAGUGCUCCAAAAAAGAAGAAAGGUUCCGGCACAGAUGAUGAUGACGAUGAUGAAGAGGAGGACACCCCUAAAAAGAAAACAAAGAAAAAGACCACCAAGGAGAGCUCUCCAACUGCAAGUUCUGCAAAAGAAAAGAAAUCUAAAGAAGACAAGGAUUCUGAAGGAAAAGAAAAGAAGUCCAAAUCAAAGGAGAAGGAGAAGAAGAAAGAACCUGCUUCAAUGUUCCAGAUAAAUGGAGAUAAAGAAACGAAAAGCAAGAAGAAAGCUGCUAAAUCAGACAGUGACAGUGAAGAGGAGACAAAGUCGACCAAAUCAAAGAAGAAAUCCACCUCAGCAUCAUCAUCCAUGUUCCAAGCAUCAGCAGACAAAGACAAAGACAAGGAUAAAGAUAAAGAUAAAGAUAAAGACAAAGACAAAGACAAAGACAAGAAGACAAAGAAAAAAGGAAAGGCAGAAGAAAGUGAUGAUUCUGAGUCAGAAAAAGAAGAAAAGUCCAAGAAGAAGAAGGGAAAAGGGAAGAAGAAAAAGGCGAGGUCUCCAUCACCUGAGAUCGAGUUCGACAAUUUGGAGAAGUUUGUGCUGGAGCCGGCUCCGCAGGGUGUGACUGUCAAAUGCAGAGUGACCCGGGACCAGCGGGGGAUGGAUAAGAGCCUCUACCCGCUGUAUUACCUUCACCUAGACAAUGAGAAAAAGACUUUCCUGUUGGCUGGAAGGAAAAGAAAGAAAAGCACGACUUCAAAUUACCUUAUUUCUAUUGAUGCUACAGAUUUAUCAAGAGGUGGAGAGAAUUUUGUUGGAAAGUUAAGGUCAAACUUAAUGGGGACCAAGUUCACUGUGUUUGAUAAUGCUCUGAAUCCAGAUAGAGCGCUUCCAGACAUGUCAAAUGCACGACAGGAGUUAGCAGGAAUCAUCUACGAAACUAACGUUUUGGGGAUCAAAGGGCCCAGAAGGAUGACAGUCAUCAUCCCAGGAAUGAACAAGAGCAAUGAACGAGUCCCUGUACGACCAAGAAAUGAAUAUGAUGGCUUGUUGACAAGGCACCAAAAUAGAAGGAUGGAAAAUCUGAUUGAGCUUCACAACAAGACGCCUGUGUGGAACGAGGAAACAGCGUCCCAUGUGCUCAACUUCAAUGGAAGAGUCACUCAGGCCUCCAUCAAGAACUUCCAGAUAGUCCAUAGCAACGACUUGGACUACAUCGUAAUGCAAUUUGGACGUAUAGCCGAUGACAUUUUCACCCUGGACUACAACUACCCGCUGUGUGCAGUUCAGGCCUUUGCCAUUGCUCUCUCCAGUUUUGACGGGAAAAUCGCCUGUGAAUAACCGAGACGUCCUCCUUUGUCUGCUCACGCUGAAACCAGCAUGCUCUAUGUCCGCACCCACAUGAGAACCAACCCAUGUCUUUAGACUCGCCUUUGUCACUUGCUGAUAACAAGCAGCGGUUCAGUAAAGUGUGACAAGAUCUACAACCGUCCUGUCGCUUAUACCAAGGUGUUUCUUUUUAGAAUCAAGAAAUAUGAUUGGUUUCAUAUUAUCUGAUCUUGCACGUCAGUGGACAAAAGAAAGUCCCUGUUUUAUGUGAAUGAUACAAAGACACAAAGUUCCAAAGGACUCCAAAAAAUGGAGAACUCUGUUUUUUUUUUUUU